CAGGCCGCCAGAACACCAAAGGAAGAAGAAGAAGUCUUACAAUAGAAGAAGAAAAGCAACUCAAGGACAGCUCAGAAUCAAAUUUACCAAAGUACAGAAACGUAUUUCCAAUUUGAUAUUUCCACACUUUAAGUAAAAAUAAGAAGAAGUCUCGCGUUCGUUCAGAAGUGGUGGCAAUCGUGAAUGUAAUGGCGGGACAGGGUGGAAUUGCUCUCCAGCUUUAUGUCAGAAGGUUGCUCAGCAGGGAGAAGAAAAAGCCUGUCCUCAAACCCAACAAACCUCUCAUCCUCCGCGAUUCUGUAGCCAACCGCAAACCCAAGAAAGAAGAGGCCACCUGUAUCACAGAAUUAUCUAUCAUGAUGGCGUGUUGGAAGCAGAACACCUUUGUGGACCAGCUGUGCUCCAAGGAGAUUUCUGACUUCUACACAUGUGUGAAGAAGGCUCAGGCUGCAAAGAAGAAGGAAUCAGAACAGACAGAUGUUCCUGGAGGACCCAAGCAUAUCAACAGACUUUUAAAGAGAUAUCCAAAUAUAGUUAAGGAGAUCUAGGAACCCAAUGUUGUUUUGUUUCUUGAAUUACAUCAAAAAUAAGACACACUUUGUAAAAUUGAUACAACUGUCUUGCCAACUGGUCCCAGAUCCUCAAGAUAAAUUACAAGCUACUCCUGUCAUCCUGGACUGGUCCUUCAAUUUCCCCCCCCCAGAAUCAUCGGUGAAGUCAAAUCUUGCAUGACGUUCCAGAGCAAGGGCAAGUGACUUACCUGGUCUUUUUUCAUUCUCUGAAUCAACAAUCUUCUUUUUGAUGGUAUUUUAGUCCAAUCCAGUCCUGUGCAGCAGGUCCCCAAUCUUGUCCCUCAGGUCCUUUGCUGCUCUUGGGUCUUGUCUAUGUUGUUGGGGAGGUUUGAAUGAAGCGACUAUGUGAUGGAUGAAUUGAGUAAAAGGGCACAACUUAUUUGAGCGCUUCACAGACACAUAGCUGGUUUGUGGGGGGAGAAACAUCAAAUACACAUCAAAUGUUGCUGUAUUUUAUUUUUUUUUUACAACUCUCCCUCUUUAAAUUAAAAAUAAAAUAUAAUUUCAAUAACAUACAAAACAAUUCACGUUUUCACUGCUGAAUGUUUAUGUUUGUAUGUAUCUUUCCCGAGGCCAGAAUCUACUCUACUUGAAUUGAGUACUGUACAGUACUGCUACUGUACAGUGUUAAGGUAUAUAAAAUUAUUCUCAACACACAA
Nerophis ophidion (straightnose pipefish) is the source of this 1231-nucleotide messenger RNA. It is a transcript of the gene chchd1, whose product is annotated as coiled-coil-helix-coiled-coil-helix domain containing 1. The coding region runs from base 189 to 548 and encodes 119 amino acids. Lineage: Eukaryota; Metazoa; Chordata; Actinopteri; Syngnathiformes; Syngnathidae. Gene Ontology annotation, molecular function: RNA binding. Gene Ontology annotation, biological process: mitochondrial translation. Gene Ontology annotation, cellular component: nucleoplasm; mitochondrion; mitochondrial ribosome. The record is from RefSeq and is a predicted model, not a curated record. The transcript is spliced from 3 exons.